AUGGGAUCCAUCGGCCCGCAGCCCACCGCGCCCUCUAUGCGGGCCAAGGUGACCUCCGCGGACAUCGACGCUAUCAGGUCCCUCCUCGCCGGCACAGAUGCGGAGGUUCUGACUCCCGACGCCGCCGGCUACCCCGACACCAUCAAACGCUGGUCCAUGGCGGCCAGCAAGCCUGCGGGCGUGUCCAUCCUGCCCACCACGGCGGUCCAGGUCGCUAGUGUGGUCAAGUACGCGGCCGAAAAGGGCCUGGACGUCGCGGUCAAAGGCGGCGGGCAUAGUACUGCCGGCGUCAGCAGCACGGACGGCGGCCUGCUCUUCGAUCUGGGAAAGAUGCGCGGCGUCACGUUCGAUGAGGCCAGCAGCACUCUGCGCGUGCAGGGCGGCGCUAAUUGGGGCGACGUCGAUGCCGUGGCCUUCCAGCACGGCGUGGGCACCGUCGGCGGCACCGUCGCGGACACAGGUGUUGGCGGCCUGACGCUUGGUGGCGGCUACGGCUGGCUGUCGGGCCUAUAUGGCCUCACGAUCGAUGUGCUGCUUGAGGCGGAAGUCGUGUUGGCGUCCGGCGAGGUGGUGCGUGCCAGCGAGACGCAGAAUCCGGAGCUCUUCUGGGCGUUGCGUGGCGCGGGGCAGAACUUUGGCGUGGCGACCGAGUUUGUGCUGCGUGCUUUUGAAGUUGGGAAGCAGGUGUGGGCCGGCAUGGUGGUGUUUGCGCCCACGCCUGAGAAUGUCAAGGGUGUGACCCGUGUGAUGAAUGAACUGUAUACAAUCAAGGAUGGGAAGACAAAAGUGGCGGCUAGGGGUGCUGGCGGCUUGGGGUUUGCGCGGCCACCGGACGCUGGCGGACAGGUCAUGCUGCUAACGCCCAUCAUCUACUUUGGCACCGAGGCUGAGGGUAGAGAGGUCUACAAGAACCUGUUUGCGCUUGGACCGGUGGUGGACGGCAUGGCGAUGGUGGAUUACCCAACAAUCAACACGCUGUUGGCGCCGCCAUAUGGUCUGCGUGCCAGCAUGAAGGGAGCGGCAUUUGAGUUGCCACUCCGCGAGGAGUUUGUGGGCAAGACUUUGGAGGAAUACAGCAAGUUCACAGAAGGCGAGGAGGCCAAGGACUUGGGCAUCAGCCUGCUGCUGUUCGAGAUGUUUGACCCCAGCAAGGUGAGUGCGCUGGAUGCAGGUAGCUUUGCCAACCGCGGUACGCAUCUGAACGGCAUGAUCUGCCCGAUCUGGAGCCAGGAGGAGAACGACCAAAAGUGCCGGCUGUGGGCGCGGCACAUGAACGAGCUGUUCAAGCGAGAACUGGAGGAGCAUGGUGACAGGGAGACGGGAGAUACCAAGGAGGUGGCAAGCGUGGUGGGAAGAAAGAAGGCGACGCAGUUUUAUGGCAAUUACGACCAUUACGACGAGAGGAGCAAGGAUAUCUUUGGUGACAAUUAUGCCGAGCUGCAGAAGUUGAAGGCCAAGUAUGAUCCGGGCAAUGUGUUCAAUAAGCUGUUUGCUAUUACUCCGGCUUGA
Messenger RNA from Cyphellophora europaea CBS 101466, 1509 nucleotides. RefSeq lists its product as uncharacterized. The coding region runs from base 1 to 1509 and encodes 502 amino acids. NCBI's taxonomy places the organism in Eukaryota, Fungi, Ascomycota, Eurotiomycetes, Chaetothyriales, Cyphellophoraceae. Gene Ontology annotation, molecular function: FAD binding; oxidoreductase activity. The transcript has a single exon. The record is from RefSeq and is a predicted model, not a curated record.